Thunnus maccoyii (southern bluefin tuna) is the source of this 2295-nucleotide messenger RNA. It is a transcript of the gene ghrh, whose product is annotated as growth hormone releasing hormone. Gene Ontology annotation, biological process: positive regulation of multicellular organism growth; positive regulation of growth hormone secretion; adenylate cyclase-activating G protein-coupled receptor signaling pathway. Bases 1410 to 1838 code for a protein of 142 amino acids. Lineage: Eukaryota; Metazoa; Chordata; Actinopteri; Scombriformes; Scombridae. Gene Ontology annotation, cellular component: perikaryon; extracellular region; terminal bouton. The record is from RefSeq and is a predicted model, not a curated record. The transcript is spliced from 6 exons. Gene Ontology annotation, molecular function: neuropeptide hormone activity; growth hormone-releasing hormone activity; peptide hormone receptor binding.
GUUAAACAAUCAUUGUAUGGUUAAGUUCUGAUGGCCAUGUCAGGAAAAAAAGGAUGGUUCAGUACGUAACGGCGGCCUGCUCGGCAAGGACGGAAGUACACGACAGAAAAUCCUCUUGCUUCUCGACUGUCCGUUAGUCAAAAAAGCCCCCCAGUACGUCCAACUUUACGGUCCGUCUAUUUAAAAAAAAUCUCGACUUGAAACAUGUGAAUACAUCUCAUCCAGCCCUGAACACUAACACUUACCGGUUAGAGAUACAGAUAACGCUUAGUUUUCUUGUUAUGGUAUAAACGGUGGGAUUGGGCGUAACAAUAAAAUAAAAAUGGUUUAAUUUCAGUAACUUCACCUCAUAGAGGUUAUCACAGUGACAGAACAUUAGGCUAAUGUCUGUUUUAUCCUGAUUGCUAUUUACCACAUUUAUGGCACUGAGUGCAUGUAGGGUGAACACAACAUAACGCCCCCAAACAAUGCAGUCUGUAGCCUGCUGCAAUAAUUAACUGCUAAUGAAACAUUGUUCAUGUUUGUUAAGAAUUUGUCAGAGAGAGUUGUGUAUAUUCAACUGUAUUCUAAUUUCUCAAGCCAUAGUUUGUAGUCUCAUUUCACCCAAUUGACAAUGUCAGACAUGUCUAAAUAUAAUGCUUAAUAAUACUAGUUUGCUUUUGUUUUUCCUUUUUUCAUUCCGUUGAACACAAUCUUGAAUGUUGAAAUGAGAGUCUAGUAUGUCCUUGCAUCCCAUUUUUGGAAGAAUUUGCAUAAUGGAUGUAUAAACAGGGUAUGGUAAUGCCUCUCACUAUUUUUUAUAUCCACAUAUAUAAUAUUUUUUCUGAUUUAUUUGCAACAAAUUGCUUUUUCCCAUUAUAAUAUACUAUGUAGCAUUGUGCAAAUAUUUGUUGUCUAUUUUUUUUUCUUAUAUUCUGAAUUUUGUGGCUGAGGAUCCCCUCGAAAAUGAGAUGGUGCAUCUCAAGGAGUUCAUUCUCUAAUUAAAUUUUGAAAUAAAUAUUGUAAACCUUGUACAACAUACUGUACUCAUACAGGUACUUUUUAUAAUGCCAAUAGACCAAACCUGGAAUUUAAAUGUAAAUUUAAGGAACAGAGAGAGGGAGACAAAAAGAGAGAGAGAGCAUGCAGAGAGCUCAUCUUAAGGAGAGAAAGAGAGAGAGAGAGAGAGAGAGAGAGAGAGAGAGAGUGAUCAUGUGUGAGGUGGGAGUGACUGGGAGCUACAGGUUGAGUAUAAACUGACCAUGGAUGCAGGGAUAACAAACAGUAGUGUUCCAGCGCUGCGUCUGUCCAGUCUUCCCUGACAGUGAGAGAUGAUGAGAGUGAAAGGCACAGAAUAAAGAGGAACUGCAGGGACGCUCAGAGUUCACACACAAUAUCUAGCUGUCCAUUCUUCUCCAGGACUAGCUGUGAUGAUGGAGAAAGCUGCACUGCUGCUGUUUUGUUGCCUGGUCAUGUCUUUAUCAGGCUCCCCGCUAUACCCAUCCAUUAGGUUUGGCCAGAGGGACACAUCCAUCCUGAUGACAUCUUCUCUAAAGAAUCCAGCAGAGCAGCUGGAGGAAGACACGGGUCCUCGUAGGGAGCGAGCAGAGUUACGCUCAGCGCGCCACGCUGAUGCCAUCUUCACAAACAGUUACAGGAAAGUCCUGGGCCAAAUCUCUGCCAGGAAGUUCCUCCAGACAAUCAUGGGCAAACGUCUUGGAGAUGAAAGUGAGAGUUACGUGAAGCGUCAGUCAGAUAUCUAUGAAGGGACGUAUAAAGAAGAUGUGACAUCCAUCCAGAGCAAUCAGAGAUACAGAGGAGUGCACGGGAAUGUCAUGAGACCCAGACUGCUGAGUUGAGAAGAUCAGACAAACUGAAGGCAGCCAGUACUCCUCACCACUGCACUUUUCAAAACCAUCACUGCUUGUUUUCUUAUACCUCCUCCAACCUGUUCUUUACAGAUGCAAAUGAUAUUGUCAUUUUUUAAAAAUUCCCAUUAAAGCUUUGAAGAAACCCAACAACCCAGUUCAUGACUGUGGAAGAAAAUGGUACUGAGGAACUUAAGGAUGUGCAGUCUUUUGUUCACAGAAACACUAUGUAACUUUUAUUUAAGUAGCCACUGAAAUAGCAACAUGGAAUAAUGGUAUUAAUGAAAUCUUGAUAAAAAUAUGUCAUUUUUUAAGAGUGGAGACUCAGGCUGGUCUAUGCAGUGGUGGAAAGUAACAAAGUACAAUGUAUGAAAGAUUGAAAAUUCUGAGGUCAUAGUAUUUCCAUCUUAUUCUACUUUAUACUUUUCCACAUUCUAGAGGAAAAUAU